ACUGUUACCUGGUUCAUCCGGAAGUGCGAGGUAAAAAAUGGCGGCCCCUAUGAGCGAGUUUAAGAAACAUAACGCAAUUUGUUUACAAUUUAUCCAUUUAUCGCGACAUUUUAUAAACAACGCCAAAGUUUAUUUUCUUCUGCUUUUUCUGAUCACACCGACAUCCCGCUGUUCCGGAAAUGACGACUUUCAGAGAGAUGAAUUUCUUAAGAGGGAGUAUUCGCUGACGAAGCCAUACCAAGGUCUGGGAUCAUCAAGCUCGUCACACUGGGAUUUACUGGGCAAUACCAUUAUCACACCUGAGUAUGUUCGCCUGACUCCAGACCUGCAGAGCAGACAGGGAGGCGUGUGGAGUCGCAUUCCAUUUUACGUUCGAGACUGGGAGCUCCAGGUGCACUUUAAGAUCCAUGGCCAGGGCAAGAAGAACCUGAAUGGAGAUGGUCUGGCUCUGUGGCUGACCAGAGAACGCAUGCAAAUAGGUCCCGUGUUUGGGAACAUCAAUCAUUUCACCGGCCUGGGGAUUUUUAUCGACACGUAUCCCAACCAUGAAAAUCAGCAUGAGAGAUCAUUUCCAUUUAUUUCGGCGAUGGUGGGAAAUGGGACAGUGGCCUACGACCACGAUCAGGACGGAAGGAACACGGAUCUGGGUGGCUGCCAGGCUGCUGUACGUAACGUUGACUACGACACAUUCGUCCUGGUCAGAUACGUGAAGAACAUGCUAACGGUGAUGAUCGACAUAGAAGGAAAGCAGGACUGGAAGGAGUGUGUAGAGAUCCCAGGUGUCCACCUGCCUCAAGGGUAUUACUUUGGAGCCUCAUCGCUUACUGGAGAUCUGUCAGAUAACCAUGACCUGAUCUCCCUCAAGUUGUUUGAGCUAACAGUGGAGAGGACUCUCGAGGAACUGGAGAACGAGCAGGAGGUCAAGAUACCCAGCGUGGACUACCGAGAGAUUCCAGUGGAGGUCGUGGAUGAAGGCAUGAGCACGCUCACCCUCCUCUUCCUGUUCAUUUUCUCUGUGGUCGGCCUUGUUGUGUUAAUCGUGGCGCUUCUCUUCAUCUAUGCGCGCUGGAAGGAGCGCAGCCGCAAGCGCUUCUAUUGACAGUUCUCACUGCUGCAUCUAACAGACGUUACCUCUGACACCGAAGAGCCAUACGAGAGACAAUACAGCCUUGUCCUUAUACUCUCGUUCAUCUGCUAAAGUUUAUAAUAUGCUUGAAUUUUACUAUGGAAAGAACAAAGUGUGUGUGUGUGUGUGUGUGUGUGUGUGUGUGUGUGUGUGUGUGUGUGUGUGUGUGUGUGUGUGUGUGUGUGUGUGUGUGUGUGUGUGUGUGUGUGUGUGUGUGUGUGUGUGUGUGUGUGUGUGUGUGUGUGUGAGUGCGAGGCACAGAU
Molecule: messenger RNA, 1389 nt
Organism: Tachysurus vachellii
Lineage: Eukaryota; Metazoa; Chordata; Actinopteri; Siluriformes; Bagridae
Gene: lman2lb
Product: lectin, mannose-binding 2-like b
Exons: 8
Coding region: 38-1099 (353 amino acids)
Biological process (GO): endoplasmic reticulum organization; Golgi organization; endoplasmic reticulum to Golgi vesicle-mediated transport
Cellular component (GO): COPII-coated ER to Golgi transport vesicle; endoplasmic reticulum membrane; Golgi membrane
Molecular function (GO): D-mannose binding
Source: RefSeq, a predicted model, not a curated record